Messenger RNA from Panicum hallii, 1863 nucleotides. Its product is annotated as selenium-binding protein 1-like. Gene Ontology annotation, molecular function: protein binding; selenium binding. The transcript is spliced from 7 exons. The coding region runs from base 220 to 1698 and encodes 492 amino acids. The record is from RefSeq and is a predicted model, not a curated record. NCBI's taxonomy places the organism in Eukaryota, Viridiplantae, Streptophyta, Magnoliopsida, Poales, Poaceae.
CCCCUCCUCACCAAACUCUGGAACGCGAGCACACACGUCAUCUCCUCCCUCUUGUCUGGCUCGGGUGAGUGAGUGAGCAGCUUUGCUUCUCCAUCUUCCUCAUCUCCGGUGCUCCGGUGGGUGCGAUCCCGAUCCACCAGGGCUGAUCGGAAAGGCUGCGGUCGUUUUGUUUUCUGCUGGUGGUUGGUGCGCGACCUGAGAGCACAGGGGGACGAAAAGAUGGCCGGAGCAGUGGAGGUCGACGUGCCGGCGCCGGCGGCGGCCAACGGCGGGGCCUGCUGCCACGCCGCGAAGGGGCCCGGGUACGCGACGCCGCUGGAGGCCAUGGAGAAGGGCCCCAGGGAAAAGCUCAUCUACGUCACCUGCGUCUACAACGGCACUGGCAUUAACAAGCCAGAUUACCUUGCGACGGUGGACUUGGACCCCAACUCUCCUACAUACUCCCAAGUGAUCCACAGGCUCCCGGUGACCCACAUCGGCGACGAGCUGCAUCACUCUGGCUGGAACUCUUGCAGCUCCUGCCACGGUGAUCCAUCAGCGAAACGCCGCUUCUUGAUCCUGCCUUCGUUGCUGUCAGGUCGUGUGUAUGUUGUUGACACUGCAACAGACCCGAGGGCGCCGUCCUUGCAUAAGGUAGUCCAGGCCGAGGACAUUGCUGAGAAGACCGGGCUUGGGUUUCCUCACACAUCUCAUUGCCUUGCAUCUGGUGACAUUAUGAUUUCUUGCCUUGGGGACAAGGAGGGGAAUGCAGCCGGCAAUGGCUUCCUCCUGUUGGAUUCAGAGUUUAAUGUCAAAGGGCGUUGGGAAAAGCCAGGUCACAGCCCCUUGUUUGGCUAUGACUUCUGGUACCAGCCUCGCCACAAGACAAUGAUCAGUUCAACAUGGGGAGCCCCUGCAGCCUUCAGGACAGGUUUCAAUCUUCAACAUGUCCAGGAUGGUCUCUACGGAAGACAUCUUCAUGUGUAUGACUGGCCUGGUGGUGAGCUCAAGCAGACCCUUGAUCUAGGUGACACGGGACUUCUUCCCCUUGAGGUGAGGUUUUUACAUGACCCAUCAAAGGACACUGGUUAUGUUGGAUGUGCUUUGACAAGCAACAUGGUUAGAUUUUUCAAAACUGCAGACGGAUCAUGGAGCCAUGAGGUUGCUAUUGAUGUAAAACCACUAAAGGUCCGCAACUGGAUUCUGCCAGAAAUGCCAGGGUUGAUAACUGAUUUUGUUAUCUCUCUUGACGAUCGCUAUCUCUAUUUGGUCAAUUGGCUUCAUGGGGAUAUCAGGCAGUACAACAUUGAGGACCCUGCCAAGCCUGUCUUGGCGGGACAAGUAUGGGUUGGUGGGCUUCUGCAAAAGGGCAGCGAUGUCGUCUAUGUUACUGAUGAUGGUCAAGAAGAACAGUAUAAUGUGCCCCAGGUCAAGGGGCAUCGACUUAGAGGUGGACCUCAGAUGAUUCAGCUGAGCUUGGAUGGCAAGAGGAUAUACGUAACCAACUCACUUUUCAGCCGAUGGGAUGAGCAGUUCUAUGGUGAUGAUCUUGUCAAGAAGGGCUCCCACAUGCUGCAGAUCGAUGUCGACACUGAGAAAGGAGGACUGGCUAUCAACCCCAACUUCUUCGUAGAUUUUAGCAAGGAGCCUGAUGGUCCUGCCUUGGCCCAUGAGAUGAGAUAUCCCGGCGGGGACUGCACGUCUGAUAUAUGGAUCUAAGGUCAUGGAUUGGCAUAAUAGUCUGCUCGUGGUCCUUGUUGUAUGCGCUGUAAUUAAGAUGGUAUUAUGCAGUGUUUCAUCUUGUAUUGUGACUACUAGCACUGGAAUAUGCCAUGGUUUCAUGAGAACUUGAGCUAAAUAAAAGAUGUCUCGAUUCUGAAUUUC